CCUUUAUGGGUACCGCUAAAAUGGUUUUCUCCCGUGUUCUUAUAGUGACAUGCUCUCUCUUGGUUCUUGUUUUAUCCAAUUCGAGCUCCUGUGAUGCAACAAAACAUAAGAAUUGUGGGUUUGAUGCGAUAUACAAUUUUGGAACUUCAAUGUCAGACACGGGAAACGCCAUGCAUCUAACUCCUAACGCAUCAGAAUUCAAUGCUCCUUAUGGAAGAAGCAUUAAGGAUGCAAAGGGUAGAUACUCUGAUGGAUUCCUUGUAAUUGACUACUUUGCAAAAGCAGCUUGUCUUCCCCUUCUUAAUCCUUACUUAAACAAGGAUGUAAAGGACACACAUGGUGGGGUGAAUUUUGCAGUUGCUGGUGCUACUGCCCUACCACGUGAAGCUUUGGAGAAAUUCAAUCUCCAGCCAUUUAUUAACAUUUCUCUAGAUAUCCAACUUCAAUGGUGGGGCAAUUAUGCAAAAUCAUUGUGUAAUAACAGUAAAGAUUGCAAAGAGAAACUCAAAUCAUCUCUAUUCAGUAUUGAAGCAAUGGGAGCUAAUGACUAUCUCACCGCGAUGCUUAGAGGCAAAACCAUUGAGGAGCUAAAGAAGAUGGAUCUUGUGUCUCAAGUUAUAAAAGCCAAUGAAGAAGGUGUAAGAAAAAUCAUCGGUUAUGGGGCGACUCAAGUGCUUGUCACUGGAUACUUGCACGUAGGUUGCGCACCGAGUUUGCUUGCAAUGCGCUCGAAUUCUUCCGAUGCUCGCGAUCAAUUCGGUUGUCUGAAAGAUUACAACGACUUCAUUAAGUAUCACAAUGAUCUUCUCCGGGAAGCCAUUUCAAGACUGAGAAAGGAACACCCUGAUGUGCACAUAUUGAUUGGUGAUUAUUAUACUGCCAUGCAAUCAGUUUUGGAUAAUCACCAGAAACUUGGGUUCGAAUCUGUGCUGGUGGCUUGUUGCGGCACCGGAGGUAAAUAUAAUUUUGAUCACAGAAAGAAGUGUGGAACUCAGGGUGUUCAGUCAUGUUCAGAUCCUCGAAAGUAUAUCUCUUGGGAUGGACUCCAUAUGACCCAGGAAUCUCAUAAGCACAUUGCAAAGUGGUAUAUUCAAGACAUCUUCUCAAAGUUUCAAUCCUAAAGUUUUAGCUCUACUGAAAAUUGUCUAGAAUUAUCACAUUUGUGCUAUGAAGAAUAACAUAUAUUCGCAAGCGGAAGUAUGAAGUUGAUUAAACAUACCUUUCAAUCUCCUAUAAA
Messenger RNA from Populus trichocarpa (black cottonwood), 1237 nucleotides. Its product is annotated as acetylajmalan esterase. The record is from RefSeq and is a predicted model, not a curated record. The transcript is spliced from 5 exons. Bases 6 to 1121 code for a protein of 371 amino acids. Gene Ontology annotation, molecular function: hydrolase activity, acting on ester bonds. Lineage: Eukaryota; Viridiplantae; Streptophyta; Magnoliopsida; Malpighiales; Salicaceae.